Molecule: messenger RNA, 2896 nt
Organism: Phacochoerus africanus (Common warthog)
Lineage: Eukaryota; Metazoa; Chordata; Mammalia; Artiodactyla; Suidae
Gene: CARM1
Product: coactivator associated arginine methyltransferase 1
Exons: 16
Coding region: 16-1842 (608 amino acids)
Biological process (GO): peptidyl-arginine methylation
Molecular function (GO): protein-arginine N-methyltransferase activity
Source: RefSeq, a predicted model, not a curated record
GGAGCCGGAUCUAAGAUGGCAGCAGCGACGGCGGCGGCGGGGCCGGGCGUGGGCGGCGCAGGGGCGGCCGGCCCGGGUGUCGCGGGGCCCUGCGGGGCCGUGUCCGUGUUCCCCGGCGCCCGCCUCCUCACCAUCGGCGACGCGAACGGCGAGAUCCAGCGGCACGCGGAGCAGCAGGCACUGCGCCUCGAGGUGCGCGCCGGCCCGGACGCGGCGGGCAUCGCCCUCUACAGCCAUGAAGACGUCUGUGUGUUCAAGUGCUCAGUGUCCCGGGAGACAGAGUGCAGCCGUGUGGGCAAGCAGUCCUUCAUCAUCACCCUCGGCUGCAACAGCGUCCUCAUCCAGUUCGCCACACCCAGCGAUUUCUGUUCCUUCUAUAACAUCCUGAAAACCUGCCGGGGCCACACCCUGGAGCGGUCCGUGUUCAGCGAGCGCACGGAGGAGUCCUCUGCUGUGCAGUAUUUCCAGUUUUAUGGCUACCUGUCCCAGCAGCAGAACAUGAUGCAGGACUACGUGCGGACGGGCACCUACCAGCGCGCCAUCCUACAGAACCACACGGACUUCAAGGACAAGAUCGUUUUAGACGUUGGCUGUGGCUCUGGGAUCCUGUCAUUUUUUGCCGCCCAAGCUGGAGCAAGGAAGAUCUACGCGGUGGAGGCCAGCACCAUGGCCCAGCAUGCCGAGGUCCUGGUGAAGAGUAACAACCUCACCGACCGCAUUGUGGUCAUCCCCGGGAAGGUGGAGGAGGUGUCCCUCCCCGAGCAGGUGGACAUCAUCAUCUCGGAGCCCAUGGGCUACAUGCUCUUCAACGAACGCAUGCUCGAGAGCUACCUCCACGCCAAGAAGUACCUGAGGCCUGGUGGAAACAUGUUUCCCACCAUUGGCGAUGUCCACCUCGCACCCUUCACUGACGAACAGCUCUACAUGGAGCAGUUCACCAAGGCCAACUUCUGGUACCAGCCAUCCUUUCAUGGAGUGGACCUGUCAGCCCUCCGAGGCGCUGCGGUGGACGAGUAUUUCCGGCAGCCUGUGGUGGACACAUUUGACAUCCGGAUCCUUAUGGCCAAGUCUGUCAAGUACACGGUGAACUUCUUAGAAGCCAAAGAAGGAGAUUUGCACAGGAUAGAAAUCCCAUUCAAAUUCCACAUGCUGCAUUCCGGGCUGGUUCACGGUCUGGCUUUCUGGUUUGACGUCGCUUUCAUUGGCUCCAUAAUGACCGUGUGGUUGUCCACGGCGCCGACGGAACCCCUGACCCACUGGUACCAGGUCCGGUGCCUGUUCCAGUCACCACUGUUUGCCAAGGCCGGGGACACGCUCUCAGGGACAUGUCUGCUUAUUGCCAACAAAAGACAGAGCUAUGACAUCAGUAUUGUGGCCCAGGUAGACCAGACAGGCUCCAAGUCCAGUAACCUCCUGGAUCUGAAAAACCCCUUCUUCAGAUACACCGGGACGACGCCCUCUCCCCCGCCGGGCUCCCACUACACAUCCCCCUCGGAGAACAUGUGGAACACCGGCAGCACCUAUAACCUCAGCAGCGGGAUGGCUGUGGCCGGAAUGCCAACCGCCUACGACCUGAGCAGUGUUAUCGCCGGCGGCUCCAGCGUGGGCCACAACAACCUGAUUCCUCUAGCCAACACGGGGAUUGUCAAUCACACCCACUCCCGGAUGGGCUCCAUAAUGAGCACGGGGAUUGUCCAAGGCUCUUCUGGCGCCCAGGGCAGCAGCGGCGGCAGCUCCAGCGCCCACUAUGCGGUCAACAGCCAGUUCACCAUGGGCGGCCCCGCAAUCUCCAUGGCCUCGCCCAUGUCCAUCCCGACCAACACCAUGCACUACGGGAGCUAGGCCCGCCCAGCGUGGAACAGACUGACAGCACCAGGAAACCAAAUGAAGACCCUGCCCACCCCACCCCUCCACCUGGGCGGCUCUCACCCCUGUACUGGAGAAGCCGAACAACCAGUCACAGCCCUCUUUGCUACGGGAACUCGAACACUUUUUUACACAACGUUGCCGCCGCCCCCACCCCACCGCCCACCCACAUCUUGGCCCUGAGCGCGUGUCGCUGCCAUAUUUUACACACGAUCAUGUCAUGGGAGCCCUGUUGCCCCCUCCUAUCCUCUCCACCCUGACCUGGGCUUGACAUCUUCUGUAACAGGCGUGUCUGGGCCUGACAGCUGCAGGCCUGGCAGGGGGAUGGAAGCAGCUGCUGCCGGGUCCCUGGGGCCUGCCCUCCUCGGUCUCUAGCAGGAAGGCUCUCCUGGCUGGGCGGGGCCUCCCCUUCAACUACCAGGCCUUGGUCACAAUGGGCGUGACAUGCUGCUUUUUUUAAUUUUAUUUUUUUACGAAAAGAACCAGUGUCAAUCCACAGACCCUCUGAGAAAUCAGGCCGGCCGGGCCGAGCCAGCAGCCCCUCUCCCCGACUCAGAGGCUCAGUGGCGAGGGGCAGCCCUGCGGGUCUGCAGGAUGGGGCAGGGCUGGGCCUCUGGACCCCUCGGCCCCCUCCCACCAAAGGGUUCACCUCACACUUGAAUGUACAACCCACCCGGCUGUCGGGAAGGCCCUCCGUCCUCGGCCCCUGCCUCUUGCUGCUGUCCUGUCCCUGAGCCCCUGCAGGUCUCCCACCCCCACCCGCACCCAGAGCUAGAACAGGUGGCCCUGUGGGCCCUGGAGGGAAGGGUCACCAUCAGCCACUUGGGGCAGACACAAACCUCAAGGGUCUGUGGUGAAAGGCGUCCUUUUUCCGUGUAGCUAAUGUUAGGCCUGUGUGUCCCCUUAAGUAUUUGUAGAUGCUCAAGUCCCCACUAUAAUGGCAUUUUGGUCCCUCCCCAGUCUGGGAAGGGGCCUUGCAGGGACCCCUCCAAAAAAGAAAAGCAAAAUAAACAAGGAAAUGUAUGUUUCA